Chelonus insularis is the source of this 11700-nucleotide messenger RNA. It is a transcript of the gene Rbcn-3A, whose product is annotated as Rabconnectin-3A. The record is from RefSeq and is a predicted model, not a curated record. Gene Ontology annotation, cellular component: RAVE complex. Gene Ontology annotation, molecular function: protein binding. Bases 52 to 10179 code for a protein of 3375 amino acids. NCBI's taxonomy places the organism in Eukaryota, Metazoa, Arthropoda, Insecta, Hymenoptera, Braconidae. Gene Ontology annotation, biological process: vacuolar acidification. The transcript is spliced from 21 exons.
AUUAUCUUCCAAAGUAUUUAUAUAAAUAUGAACUAGACUUGAUUAUAAAACAUGAAUUGCCAUCAAAUAUUAAGCGGAGCCUGCAAUGCAGGAGACCGCUGUUAUGCUGUCGGCUCUGUCGAAGGAAUAUCAUUCACUGCGUAUGCUGCUGGAUGUAAUAUUGUCAUUUUGGCAAGUAACUUUGAGAGAGUUCAGAUUAUACCAGGAGCAGUUCAUAAUUACAUUCGUAUCAGUUGUUUGGAUUGCAGUACUGAUACAGGAAAAAUUGCAGCAGCUUAUGAGAACCAAAUUUGUAUUUUUGAACCGACUCCACUCAUUCAUAGCACUUGUUCACAUCAAUUGGAGUACCGAUGGGUUCAAACGGGCAGUUUACAAACAGAAUCCAACAUUACUUCACUGUCAUGGAAUCUGGAAGGAACACGUUUGUUAACUGGAGGCGAACUUUUGCAGCUAUGGCAUCAGAAUAUUCAACCAUUUCAAGAAGAAAACACAGUAAAGCCGAAAAACACGCAAACCGAGGAAGUUACAACAGGAGCCAAUCAGAAUGUUACAGCAAGUUCAUCUCAAGAUCCCGACACAGUGACAUUUUCUAUCGGAGGAGAAGCAGAGAGCCCAUGUCCUGGAGACGCAAGCUCCGGAAAUGAACCUGGUGCUUGGAAUUGUGUGUGGAAAUGUCGAACGGCUACGCCAGUUCAUUUGAUGAGUUUUAGUCCUGAUGGAACUUUAUUUGCGACUACAGGACGUAAUGAUAGACUUGUAAAAAUAUGGUUUGAAAAUAAACAACUUUUCCCAAUGAGAAGCAUGGAUCACUUGAGCUUCGGCCAAUCGAUAUUAAAUGACAGCUAUAGCUUUGUUUAUGUAGCACAUCCCCGCGCUGUGACACACUUAUCUUGGCGCAAAACUAGUAAAUAUAUGCCCAAAGGUUCAGUAUCAAACAUGUUGGUGACUUCAUGUCGUGACAACAUCUGUCGCGUUUGGGCUGAAACAAUACCACCGGAGAUUGAAGGUCUGGCGAAUAUGAGUCAGUUUGAAGGAUCAGACCGACAUGGACAUCAUGGCAAGCAUCGCCAUCAUAGCAUGCAUAAACAUCGGUUUAUGCAACGCCUGAAACAUAUGAAGACUUGUUUUCAUAUACGACGUCAUGCUAAACAACAGCAGCAUCAAGCAGGUCAUUCUGCUCCAACUCUUCCUACUUUGCCUUCAACAUAUUCUGUCCAUGAUUUUCAUAAUAAUUAUCAAAGUACUGGGCAUUAUCCUGGCAUGCAUUUUCACCUGGCUGCCAGUAUUAAUGCUGAAACUGAUAUACCAUUGGUGCCGAGUCUUAUCACGGGUGAUCCUGAAAGAGAACCGAAUUUUAUCUUGCAUUGGUUGAAUAACAAGGAAAUGCAUUUUACUAUGCAAGCUGAAAAUAUUCUUCAGGAGUUGACGCGGAAAGUUGUAGAAAAAGAAGAAGGUCUUCGACAUCAUGAAUCAGAUCAUGUUGAUCAUGAUUCUGAAGAUGAACAUACACCAAGAAGUAUUUUAUCGUGUUAUGGUAUGGCAAAUCCUCUAGAGAAAGCAUCGCGACAUCAGUCGAAUUCCAAAUCAGCUGUUGGUGCUCGGACAGCAAGUCAAGACGAUCACAGUAGUGAUGAACAUCAUACAACACAUACGGGUUCUUCUCAUCAUAGUUUACCACAUAGUGGACAUUCUCACCAAAGUCUCAGCAAUACUACCUCGAUAAAUUCAAUAGCUACUGAUGCAACAUCAACUAUGAACCAUGCUCCAGACUCACUGGACACUAAAAUCGAAACUCUACUGCGUGAUUGGCAUCAUAACCCUGACCUUCUAUUUUCGAUUCAUCCUAUUGAUGGCAGUUUUCUGAUAUGGCAUAUUGAGUGGUUAGACGAAUAUCAUCCAGGUUCCUUUAGGCAAGCACAAAUAUCAUUUUCCACACGAAUUCCAAAUGCUUUUCCCUUAGGCGAUGCAUCAACUAUGAGCCACAAUGUAUCUAUGUAUUCUCACAAUACUGGUGGACCUUUAUUGAAUAUUCGAGAAGUUGCUAAAUCAUCUGCAAAACCUACAGACCAUGUGGAAGUAUCUACACCAUUACCAAGUUUGAUUGAACAAGACGAAGAGCAAUCAACAUUAACAUCGAAAGCUGGACAAGAACUUUUACAAAAUGUCCAAAAUGCUGUUACCUCAAAAGAAACUAAUACAACUCAGAAUGGUCCUGCGGCUAAAAAUGGUGAACAAGCUCAAGAAGCGGUUAACGAAAUAUUGAAACAUCCAAGUCCAAUGGUUUCAAUGGUUUCUAAACAUUCAAAUGGAACCUUAAAUCUUUGGCAACUUACUUUUGCAGACAAAACAAAGUUUUCUCAAGUUUUAAGUAUUGGACAUGCUUGCAGAGCUUCGGGGCAUCGAUUCCGUGUGAAUGAUAUCACUUGUCAUCCAGUUUUACCUCUUUUGGUAACUACGUCUCAUCAUAACAUCCCGGAAUACAAUCCUCAAAAUUCCGAUGGUCAAAAUCAAAAUAAUGAAAAUGAAGAAAAUCGAAAUAAUAACCAAAAUAAUACCGAUAUUAUGUCAGCUACAGGUUUUUGUAGUGAAUUAAUACUUUGGCGUGUGGAUCCUGUUGGUCCUUUAUCUAAAAGUGGUGGAGUAUCGGAAUUAGCGAGAAUAAAUUCUCCAGAAAUUUCGGCUUUUAGUAAUGUCGCUUGGAUACCUACAUUAUUACCAAGCACAACUUUAGGAAAUCUUUCGAAUUCUGCAAGUGCAUGUUUUGUUGCUAGUGAUGGUCAGUGUUUAAGAGUGUAUCAAGCUGUAAUUGAUGCUCGGACUUUAUUAGCUGAAGUGUCUAUUAGUGAACGACGAAGUAGAAUGAUGGAUUCAAUGGCGAGUUUAUCUACUGAUAUUUCAUCUGAUGAUGGAAUUAGACAUUCGAUUCAUGAUCGGAUAAAAAUAGUCUCUCAACAGUCAACUGCUCGACCUGGAUGUAUUAUUCAAUUAGAUGCGAUUUCUGAUGCUACGCAUGACUGGCAGAAUACACAAUUUCUUCAUGUAUUUCAAGAACAACUAAUCACUGGGGAGAGAAAUGAUGAGAAACAGACGGGAGUUGACACUUCAGCUAAUGAUCUAGGCUUAAUGGAGUCGACCCUUGAUGCUAUGGUUGACCUUCAACAAUCAUCAAUCUUCGAAGAGCCCUUCUAUAUUGUUGUACUUGAAAGGACACAAAAGGGAACAACAGUACAUAUGUGGAGAUUAGUUAUUGCUUCCCAACCAGAAACAAUUGGACUUACUGGCUCCAUGAUGUAUGUUCCGGACUCGCAUUUAGUUCAAGAUGAAGAUGAAGAAGGAACUCCGGGUCGUCACUCUGAAGGAAGAAGAUCCCGUAGACCAAGUCAGACAGGUGGCAGAAGUAGACGCUCUAGUCAAGCAGAUUAUGAUUCUUCAUUUAUUCAUCGUCGUCAUCAUAAUAGUCAUGUUUUAAUUACCACAACCAAAGUUUGUACACAAGAAUUACCACUUCCAGAUGGUGUGGAAGUAGUUCAUGCUGCUCCAGCUGCUGGACAUUUGAGCAGUUCGUCUAUUUAUCCUGCAUGUUUUGCUCCUUACAUUGUUGUGACUGCAUGCAGUGACAGCACUGUAAGGUUUUGGAAAUGUAAAGUGACAAAAACUGAGCCCGAUGACAUUCUGCAAUAUGAAUGGUGUGAGUGGGAGAUGAUUAGAAAAGAUCAAGAAUCAACCAUAGAUAUUUCAGGACAACCUUUAAAUAUUAGUGCAGCGUAUAGCGGACGUAUUGCUUGUGCUUAUAAAUAUGGUAAAUCUUUUACUAGGCCUACUAAGUCUGAUCCCGAUUCUCGGUACGUUAAUCUAUGCGUUGCAAUUUAUGAAUGUGAAAGUACUGGUGGCAGUGAGUGGAUUUUAGAAGAUACUAUUCACUUGAAAAAUAUUCAUUUACCACGAAUCCAAGUUGAUCAACAUUUAGACUUGAGUUAUUUGUAUGAUAGUAGAUUUUUACAAAAGAAACAGAGACUCACUCAGGUACUUCAGACUUUAAGCCAUGAAGAUAUUAGGUCUCCAAGGAAUGGAGAAAAUGGAGAAUCUAAAACUAAUGCAGGACUUUUAGCAGUUCCUUCUUUCAGCACUCUUCAAUCAUUGAGAAAAUCUAUCAUUGAAAAUGGAAAUACAUGCCCUUUAACUCAAAAACAUCUUGUUCAACUUGACUGGGUUUCUAAAGAAGAUGGAUCACAUAUAUUGACUGUUGGUGUUGGUUCGAAAAUUAUGCUUUUCACUCCUGUUUGCUCUGAUUUAGCUCAAGCAAACAUGAAAGCAAUGAAAGAGUCAAGAAGUAACAAUAGACCAAUUUUACGGAAAACUUCCUCACUUGCUCAGCCACAAUUUGUUGAUGAAAUUCGAUGGAUGAAGUUGAGAAAAAUAAAACUUACCACUGCCGAUGGUUUACCACCACUUCCUAUGCAAAUCUCUUGGGUAAGAGAUGGAAUUCUCGUUGUAGGAAUGGAUUCAGAAAUGCACGUUUAUUCACAAUGGAAACCAAAUCCAACAAAUGAAUGCUUCCAUUCAAAUUUACAACAUCAAGAGUCUGAUGAAUUCCAAGCAAGUCGAAAUCUACGUGAUGAAGAUUUAAGAACUCUUGCCCAAGAAACAUCACAAAGAAGGUUGGCUAAUGUAUCAUCGAUCCCUCAUCUCUCUCGAGUCAGUAGCAUUAAUUUAACGAUGUUAGACGCAAAGAAGAAACGAGGUAUGCAAAAUGAUACUGUUAGCAUUGAUUACAUGCCAGACUAUGGGCUAUUUGAAGCAUCUCGAAUCGCAUGUCCAGUUCUUCCUCAAUAUCAUCCAAAGCAGUUGAUGGAAUUACUUAACUCUGGAAAAAUUCGAUGGGUAAAAGCAAUCUUAGCUCACUUGGUCAGAUGUAUCUCAAGUUCUUAUUCAAUUAGAAUUGAAGAUGAGACUGUUGUAAAACAACGGGGAGGUUGGUCAAGAUCAAGAACAAUGUCAGUCAAUUAUCCAGGAACAACAUCUCCACUUGAGCCUAGAGGCUCAACGACUCAAAUACCAGAAGAACUUACUCUAGAUUAUGCUGAGAUAACUUCUAUAUCCCCAUUACCUUUAUGGACUCUGUUGAUUGCUGACAAAGAAACAAAUGCGACUCAAAUGCAAAGUGAAGACAAACAAGAUUACAAUAAGUUAUUCGAUGGAAAUAUUGAUGAAGAAGAAUCUUUGGAUGAUAUGCUAGAUGAAGGCUACGAAUGCUCUAGACAAAAAGAUCGAAGAUCAUCAGUACCUGAGAGACAAGGAAUAUCACACUUUGGACCUAGACAAGGAAGACUUCUUUCACGUUUAUUAACACAUACGCAUCUUCCUGGAUUGUCCAGUUUAGAUCAAAUGCAUCUUCUUGCUUUAGCAGAUACUGUAUCAACCUGUAAUGUCGAUUUCGCUGAACGGUUCGCUAUCGAUGCUGCUAAGACAGCAAUUGCAAAGGAAAAUUUAACUGGAAUUCCUGAUGGUGAAACAAUAUCAACUAAUUCUCUAGAUGACUGUGGCCUAAGAUUCCUUUUAGCUAUGAAACAUUAUAAUUAUCUUAUUCGUUGUCUUCCUCUGGCACAGCGAGCUCAAUUCCAAAAACAAGGAGUGUCAACUAAUAAUCUUGUUUGGGCUUUCCAUUCUGAGACAGAAGAAGAAUUGCUUGGUCUUAUUCCAUCUUAUGCUAAAGGCCAACCAAAAUGGUCAGUUCUGAAAGAACUCGGAGUAGGUUGGUGGAUUCGAAAUAAUAAUGUAUUAAAAACAUGCAUUGAAAAAAUAGCUAAAGCUGCAUUCCAACAAAAUCAAGAUCCACUUGAUGCUGCAAUUUAUUAUCUGGCUAUGAAGAAAAAAAAUCUAGUCUGGGGUUUAUUUAGAAAUAAAAGAGAUGAGAGAAUGACUGGAUUUUUCUCAAAUAAUUUUGUUGAAGAUCGAUGGAGAAAAGCAGCUUUAAAAAAUGCAUAUGCCUUAUUGGGAAAACAAAGAUUUGAACAUGCUGCAGCUUUCUUUUUAUUAGCUGGAGCUUUAAGAGAUGCUAUUGAUAUUUGUCUGAAUAAACUCAAUGAUAUUCAACUAGCAAUGGUAAUAGCAAGACUUUAUGAAGAUGACAUGACUUCUCCUAACUUAAAACGACUGCUUUAUGAAGAAAUUUUAGGCUGUGACGCAGAUGGUAGUAAUCCAGAUAUUAACAGAGCACAUCCUGAUCCAUUUUUAAGAAGUAUGGCUUUAUGGUUACUCAAAGACUAUUCAGGAUCAUUAAAUACGCUUUUAUUAACAAAUGUUGGCACUGCACAUUCUCAAUACAAUGACGAAUCCGAAAAACCUGAAGGUGCAACGGCAAAUCCUAAUGUUUUCAAUUUUUAUGUUUAUUUAAGAACUCAUCCUUUAUUGAUUAGACAAUACAUUGCAUCAACUGCACAAGAUAAGAAAAAAGCAACAUCUAUAGUCAUAUCAGGAUUUAGUUAUGGUACUGAGUCAAAAGGCCAACCAGAUAAACAAUUGUUGUUAGAAGAUAGUAUUACUCCUUUAGAACGGCAACUGUAUUUUACCACAGCUCAUGCUCAUUUUAAAGCUGGAUGUCCUGCAUUAGCUCUUGAAGUAUUAUCGAAAUUACCGAAUAAAGUAAUGGAUCCCAAUGGAGAAGAAAGUCCUAGUUUGCUUAAUAGUCCAAGUAAAUCUAGAGCACAAGACUUCCAGAUAGAUACAGGAAUAAUUAAAUGGGAUAAUUCUACUAAAGAAGAUAAUCCAGCAGAAGCAAGUUCAUCAAUGGAUUGGGGUAGUUCUACAAUUGAUUGGUCUCAACCUAUAAUAAAAGAACCAGAUGAAUUGGAACUUAAAUGGGAUGAUGAUGAUGAAACUGCUGAAGAUCCAGAUAGUCCUCCAAUGACCAUGAAAGUAGAUGAAAACCUCGAUGAAGAGAAAAAACAAGAUGCACGUGCAGAAUCCCCGAAACAACCAGCACAGUUAGACAUCAUGGCGCAACAAUUGAAAUUUGUUGCUUGUUUGAAGAUUCUCAUGGAAGAGUUAUCAACAUUAGCAACAGGAUUUGAAGUAGAUGGUGGACAACUUCGUUAUCAGUUAUAUGUUUGGCUAGAACGUGAAGUAGAUGCCUUGAGACAACUAUGUAAUUAUAGUGCUAAUGCCGAUGGUGAUGUAACAAAUGUUACUGAGUAUGAAGGAGGAAUGGUUGAUGAUAUUGCUCCAUAUCGACCCGGUGAACAGCCGACACUUCAUGAAAUUUUGGUAGCUGAAAAGCUGGACUUUGAAGCCAAGGUUCAAAGAGCUGCAAGACGAAAGAAAUGGCUAAAAGCCAAUGAAACUUUGUUACGAACUUUGUUAUCUUAUUGCUCUUUGCAUGGAGCAUCAGGUGGUGGACUAGCAUCAGUUCGGAUGGAGUUAGUUUUAUUACUUCAAGAAUUACAGCAAGAAAAGACUCAACAACAACUGUUGAGUCCUUUACCUUUCCCAACAACUUUGCCUCUUCUCAGUGCAAGUGUUGCUUCUAAUAAAACUGUUGUUGCUGAUCCUGUUAGACAUUUACAGUCUUUAGCACAUGAUAUGCUACAAACUCUAGUAGAAUUACGUAAUCCUCCAGCAUUAGACAGAAAUUCUCACUACUGCGAAGUUUUUAUCAUGCGAGAUCUGGCAAUAGCUUUGAGUGCUUGUAUUUACCAAUCACUGUGUGAUUCAGAUACAUUUGUCAUGAAACAUCAGCAACCAGAUAGUUUUCCAGCAGUUGCUGAAGUGGAAACAUUUUCCGGUGGUCAUUUAGUAGCAUCAAAUAGAUAUCAUCGUAGAUAUUCAUUGGAUGAAAGUGUAAUAAUCACAACACCACCAUCAAAAUGGCCUGGAGUUACAAAUCUUCGUGCACUUCUUGCUCGUGAAAAAGAUGAAGAUACACCUAAAUUAAAUAUUCUACUUUGUGAAUCAUUUGUCGCAACAUUUAUGAGCUUAUUUGUGUAUGCAUUAGCUAGUUGUGAUAGUCAUAUCCUCUACAGACUGGUAGGACAUCACUUUGACAAUAAUACGUGGUCAUGUUUAUUUGGUGGAGGAGUAAAGAAAUUAGUACGUAUUGCUAGUACAAAUACUCGUGAUAAUAGCGCUAGCAUUACAGUAGAAAGAGCCGACAGUAUUUCUAGUGAAAUUCAAGCAGCAGCUGGUGGUGUUUGGAAUACGAUGACAUCACUUACUAAACAGAGAGUCAAGUUGAAUAUGAAGUUACUGGGUCAGUUUACAGGACAACAACCAAAUAUCAAAGAAGAUAAACCAACAUAUCGAGAACAGUUUGUUUCACCUCAAAUGAGUAUGGUGUCUUAUUUCCUUAUGAAACCUCGAAUUGAAAGUGAAUACGCCGAUGAAAUAGACUAUGAUUCCUCUGAUUCAGCAGUCACAGAUCUUGGCUCAUCUGAAGAAGAUGAAGAUGUAUUUGAUACAAACGUAAAACCAAAGAGUAAACCAAAGGACAAUACUGAACACUUGAAUCCCAAUGGGAUCAGUUGGUGUAUCAUAAAAUUAGCAGUAGUUAAAAUACUUCAACAACAGCUUCAAGAUUUCCUCAAUGUUGCUGGCAUUGAACUGCAAGAACUGCCAGUUAGCAGUCCAUUGAUUCAUGGUACAUUAGGUGUUGUGGCUCAAUGGGAAGAAACUUUGAGAGAAGAAUUAGAAGCUAAGGGUCCACCACCCGCUAAUUACAUUCCGGGAUGUGCACCUGAUCCAGUACCAUCACCAGGAAAGCCAGCUAUUCAUAAAUAUAGAUCUCUUUUAGAAAAAGGUAAUACACCUUUCAACACUCGUCUUGCUUCAUCAGCGCCUGUCAAUCGUCUCUGGUGUUACCUCGUUCGUCAAGAAUCUGUUCAAGACAUUUUUAUACGUGCAAUUUUUGGCAAACACCGAUCACUGUCUUCAAUGUUUGAAAAUUCACCGUCAGCUGUAGAUAGCGUAACUCGUGGUACAAGUGAAGACAAGGGUAGUGACAGUGGAACAACUAGUCUUCCUGAACCUGUUAGAAUUAUACAUAAAGAACAAGAUAGUAUCAGUGCCUUCUGUCUCAACCAGGUCAAUCCUGGACUAAUGGCCCUUGCAACGCCAAGAGAAGUACAAGAAAUGGAUAUUUCACUGCUACUUGAACUUCCAUCGUGGCUUGAGGAUGAAUGCGAAUUUGAUAUUAUUAAUUUAAAUAAAUCGGUAGAACCUGAACCUCAGCCAACCAGUUUUCUAGUCAUACAAACGGCUGCAGAUAGACCACUUCUUGCACAAAAUCCAUUACCAAAUACUCCUCAACCUCAAUCGGGCAUCGCCAGUCAAAGUGGACGUGGAGCAAGUGUGAUCUUGAAGCACAAAAUUGACGGUAUUAGAAGAGUUUCUGCACAUCCAUUGUUACCUCUGUACUUAACCGGUUCGCAAGAUGGAUCUGUAUCUUUGUGGGAAUGGGGUCAUCAAACUGCAGUAUCAACACCAAGGCCUGCAGGAACUUUUGCUAAAGUGACACGAGUUCACUUUUCACAACAUGGAAAUAAAUUUGGCGUUGCUGAUUCUGACGGUCAUCUCAGUUUAUUCCAAGUGGCAUGUAGAGAAGGAACUGCUCGUCCAUUCUUUACAUAUCAAUGUCACAGCAAAGUAACAGCAGAUUUCGUUUUCCUUGGAGCUUGUAGUCUUGUUGCGACAGCUGGUCAUGGUUCUGAAGGUCGGAAUGUUGCUCUAUGGGAUACUCUUCUCCCUCAAAAUAAAUCACUGGUACAAGGGUUUACAUGUCAUGAACAAGGAGCAAGUUCGGUAAUUCUCGCUCCUCAACAUCAAUUACUAAUAAGCGGAGGUAAAAAAGGUGACAUCACGAUAUUUGAUGUACGACAAAGACAACAAAGACAUCGAUUCCAGGCUCAUGAAUCCGCUAUUAAAUGCUUAGCACUAGAUCCGCACGAAGAAUUUUUCGUCAGUGGAGCUGGUGAUGGAGAUAUUAAGGUGUGGGGUUUGACCGUCCAUUCAUUAUUAUAUUCAUUUCCGGGAGAACAUCCAAGGUCAAGUUUCUUCAAGAAUAUUGGCCAGGGUGUGACACAAUUACAUGUAGAUUCAGCAGGACGAUUAUUUUCAUGUGGUGCAGAUGGUUCAAUGAAAGUUCGUCAAUUGCCUGAACGUGAUUGCGUUGUGCACACGCUCUAUUAGGACUAUAAGUUAAUAAAAAAAAAAACCUAAUUUAAUUAGGAUUUGCACCUGUGCUUUUAUAGUUUGAUCUAUUUAAAUGCGCUUGAAAUAUAUGUAACUUAAGGUAGAUAGAAAUACUAUAAAUACUUUAUUGCUAUCUUAAAAAACCAAUUUCCAAGGCAUUUGAUCUAUAAAGGGGCCUAUUUCAAUAAUAGAUAAUUUUUUUGUUGUUAAAAAUAUCUUCUCAUAAAUUAUUCCAAUAAUAAAAAGUUUUCAACUAUUGUACAAAAUAUUUACUAAAUCGUAAAUUAAAAAUCUAAUUCGAUAUUUAUUAUUACCUACUAUGUGAAAUAUUUUAAAAAUAUUUUUUUGUCGUUAAUGUAUAAUAUUAAUGUUGAAUAUUAUCUGUGUGGAGUAUUAAAACUAUAAACAGGAUAAAAAAAUAAAUAAUAAUAAUUCUAUAAUGUAAAAUGUAUGUGCGAACGAGAAUUGAUUGCGUUAAUAUUGAUAAGAUAAAUUCAUAUUAGAUAUUAAGUUGCAUGAUAAUAAAAAUUGUUGGCAUGUCGUUACAGCCAACAAUUUCAAGUAACAAAUCUUUGAAUAUUAUUUUCAAAGAAAUCUAAGUUAAAUAAAUAAUAUUAACAAUGAAAGUAAUAAAGAGUAUAUCGUUACUUGAAGUUGAAACGAUAAUGCUGAUAGUUUCAUUUUGAAGUUAAAGGCUUGCAUUCUUACAUUUGUUAAUACAACAUUCAUUUUUUUUUAAAUGAAAUUAAUUAAUAAUCAUGAAUUUAUUGUUAUAAAUUUCAUCACUAAUAAUAAAUAGAAAUAUUAUUUUUCUUUUUUUAAGUAAAAUACCGCAGGCGGAUUAAUAAUUUCGCAAUAUAAAAAUACCACAAUCAUUACGCUUAUAAUUCAUAAUAAUAACUCAUCAAUUGUAGUUGUAAAAAAAUAGUAUCAAUAGAAGUAAUUGUCAUAUACUCAUAAUGCAGAUUUUUCAAGAUUGUUGUGGAUUGUCGAGUGAUCUAUGAGAGGCUUAAGUGUCAACUUGUUAUUAAAUAAUUAAUAAUUAUAAAAAAAAAUCCUCACUUGAUUCCGGAUUGAGUGAUUACUAAAGGCAAUCUUAUUAUUCAAGUAAAUUGUUGAAAAUGUUAUACAAAGUUAAAUAUUAAUAUCUAUGAAUAUAUAGAUUAAUAUAUCUAUAUGUACAUAGACACUGUGUAGAACAAAAUAAUGACAGUAUAAAAUCCUAAUAUAUAUUGUUAUUAAUUAAAAUUAAUCAAAUAACAUAAAUGAAAGCAAUUGAAUACAAAUAUGAAUUUAUGUAAAAGUCAAAUUACAGUAUUGUAAACAUUAUUUUUACUUUUAUUGUAAUUAUUAUUGUUUUAAAUUGUAAUUAAUAUUAUUAGUAAAAUUUUAUGAAUAAAUAAUCAAUAAUGUUUUACUUCAAGUUGCUAAUCAACAAUCUAUGCGAAAACAUUGUAAGCAACUUGUUCUGAUGUUGUAUACGUGACUAUCCAAUAAACUGUAUGUAAAUUAUGUCUA